GAUGCCGAGUCGGAGAAUUGCGCGGAGUUCUUGAGCCCUGUACUGAGUGUGUCCAGUUGGGAUUGUCGAGGGUGUUCCGUUGGGUUGUUUCAGGCUGGAUGGACUGUCAGCUGCUGGACGGAAGGAAGUCAAGAGAAGCGAUUGGAAAUAUGUACCGAGCUGUCGGAACCAUCCUUUCAAGUUUUAAUGGGGGCUACAUUGUAAUACAUAAAGGGGAAAGACGGAGCGAUUGAAACUCCCACAGAUUCGUUGAAGGAGUCCAUCGCGAGAUGUUACCUGCAACCACCGGACAUUCGGCCGAACUGGGCUCAUCGGUGCCCAUCUACACCCCACACGCCGUAUCCGUCUCGCUGCCUACCUGGAAGGAUAACGUGGAUUAUGAACUUGGCCUCGAACGAGUCCAUAAUAAACUCAGCACCGGCUAUCCCCGCUUCUUUAUCCAUCUGGAUAUCCAAAAGUUGGCCGAGAUCUGUCGGGCGGCCCAUGCCUUAUCACCUCAGGAAAGAUGCAUGCUAUUCCCAUCCGAAAAGGCCGCCAACCUGUGUCGGAAAUUCGUGGCCGACCGGGCUCUAAAACAAGCCAUCGCGGAAGCGGGACUGGAGAAACGAUGCCGUCUGGUCAGGUUCGAGGCCUCUUCAUCAAAACCGUCCAGUCCCGUCACCACCCGUCCCGAACCACCCCUCCGGAUAUUUGUGCUCUUCGUACCUGACGAGAAGAUCUUCGGCUUGGCUCGGACGUUUUGGCAGCACACCGGGCUAGGGAUUUCGUCUCGGUUCGCCGAACGCGCUCUCCGGCUCAUGGGCUCCUUCCCAGUCAGAGAAGCUCCUCGAGCCCCGCACAGCCAGAUCCUCAACGAUCUCCCCUCACCUCCUAACUCGCCUGCCGUUGCACCUCGCCGCUACAACGUCAAACAGAGCCCCAAAUUCCCUCUGCCCGCCCCACCCAUCCCAACCGGGCUCGAGACCGACGAAAACACGUCGACCUAUGUCGAAGAGCGUUAUGGUCGUAACCUGCCGAUCCAACAUGUCCAGGGUGCCAAACUGGCACUCCGACGAAGGAUCGCUGAUAUCUUGGUCGAAACGGCCCCUUCCGACGGCUCGAGCAGUCCGCCAGCAGCCAACCUCAAACGAUCCGAACGUGGAGCCGGUCAAUUAACCGAGUCGGAUAUCUACCUCUAUCCCACCGGGAUGAGCUCGAUCUUUUAUGCCCAUCAACUGGCAAUGUCAUUGCAAGUUCGCCUACAUCCGGACCAACCGAUCGGCAAGAGUAUCUGUUUCGGAUUCCCGUACACGGACACCCUCAAGAUCAUCGAGAAAUGGGGCCCCGGAGCCCACUUCUUCGGCCACGGAGAAUCCGACGAUCUCCAGGCUCUGGCCCAGUUACUCGAACAAAAUCAAGCCCAAGGGAUCCCGCCCAUCGCCGCUCUGUUUUGUGAAUUCCCCUCCAACCCGCUACUCAAAUCUCCUGACCUCGUCCAACUUCGUCAGUUGGCUGAUCAGUAUGGCUUCCUCGUCGUCAUCGAUGAAACUAUUGGGAACUUCUUAAACGUCGAGGUCUUGCCUUAUGCUGAUAUCCUGGUCAGCUCACUCACUAAGGUAUUUAGCGGAGACAGCAAUGUAAUGGGUGGCAGCAUGAUCAUCAACCCAUCAUCAAAACAUCACAGCACGUUGAAGGGCCUCUUGGAUGGGGACCAAACCAAUCCGACUGGGAUAUAUGAAGAUACUUACUUCGGAGAGGAUGCGAUAUUUAUGGAACGGAACUCGCGGGAUUUCCGCACACGGGUAGCGAAGAUCAACGGCAAUGCGAGUGGGAUCUGCGAGUAUCUGAUGAGCUUGCGAGAUUCGGAAGAGAACAAGAUCAUCAAGUCGAUCCAUUAUCCGCGCUACACGACGCGAGAGAACUAUGAGAUGUGUCGACGGAAGCAUCCUCCCGGCGGAUAUGGGGGACUGUUCAGCAUCAUCUUCCAUGACGCCAAGUCUUGCGAGACGUUCUAUGACCAUCUCAAGAGCUAUAAAGGUCCCUCCUUGGGCACCAACUUCACCCUCUCCUCGCCCUACGUCCUCCUCGCUCACUUCAAUGAACUCGAGUGGGCUAGUCAGUUCGGCGUCGACUCCAAUCUCAUCAGAGUCUCCGUCGGCUUGGAAGACUUGGCUUGUCUCUUGCAGUGGUUUCAGUUUGCGUUCCAACAUGCUAAUUCUUGAUCCUCAUCCUCUCAGAUUCCUCUCUCAUCUGUUCUCCUCAUUUCCUUCCUCAACAAGAAAUCAAUCCAUCAUCACCCAAAAAAAUGGCAUUGUCCAGUUCAGUCGACUUCGACUAAAUCCUCUUUGCAUGUCUGAAUAAUACCAUCACAUCCCUUGCUAGAGUUUAUCUUAUCUUAUCUUAUCUACCAAUUAUAACACUUCUAUAUGCCAUUACGGGCAAAGAAAGAAAAAAAUCAUUAAGGAACAACUUUUCAUAUGCA
Messenger RNA from Puccinia graminis f. sp. tritici CRL 75-36-700-3, 2461 nucleotides. RefSeq lists its product as uncharacterized. Gene Ontology annotation, biological process: transsulfuration. Gene Ontology annotation, molecular function: cystathionine gamma-synthase activity; pyridoxal phosphate binding. The coding region runs from base 270 to 2201 and encodes 643 amino acids. Lineage: Eukaryota; Fungi; Basidiomycota; Pucciniomycetes; Pucciniales; Pucciniaceae. The record is from RefSeq and is a predicted model, not a curated record. The transcript has 3 exons.